UGGGGUCGGAACAGCGCAACCAUGCUCCGCAGAGAGGCGCGGCUCCGCAGGGAGUAUCUGUACCGGAAGGCGCAGGAGGCCAAACUGCACAGCAUCGAGGAUAAGAAGAUGCGGCUGAAGCGGGCACUGGAGGAGAACCGACUGAUCCCCACAGAGAUCCGCAGGGAGGCGCUCACCCUACAGAAACAGCUCGAGUUCGAUGAUGAAGGAGGAGAAGGUGUCUCCUCCCACAUGGAUGAUGAGUACAAGUGGGCGGGGGUGGCAGACCCCAAAAUCAUGGUUACGACCUCGCGAGACCCCAGCUCCCGGCUCAAGAUAUUUGCCAAGGAAAUGCGGCUGAUCUUCCCCAAUGCCCAGCGCAUGAACAGGGGCAAACACGAGGUGGGGGCAUUGGUGCAAGCCUGCAGGGCAAAUGAUGUCACUGACCUGCUGAUUGUACAUGAGCACCGGGGAAUGCCAGACGGGCUGAUUGUGUGCCACCUCCCGUUCGGCCCCACUGCCUACUUCACCCUGUGCAACGUGGUUAUGAGACACGACAUCCCAGACCUGGGCACCAUGUCCGAGGCCCACCCCCACCUCAUCUUCCAUAACUUCAGCUCCCGCCUGGGCCAGAGGGUGGCUGACAUCAUGAAAUACCUGUUCCCUGUCCCAAAGGAGGAGAGCAAGCGGGUGAUCACCUUCGCCAAUCAGGAUGAUUAUAUUUCAUUCAGGCACCACACGUACAGAAGGACAGACCACAGGAACAUUGAGCUGACGGAAGUGGGGCCGCGCUUUGAGAUGAAAUUGUAUAUGAUAAAGCUGGGCACCCUGGAGAACGAGGGCACCUCUGAGGUGGAGUGGAGAUGGCACCCGUACACCAACACCGCCAAGAAACGGAAGUACCUCAGCGCCCAAUAGGCCGGGGGCUCGAUGGGCCGGGCGCCUGGGGGCCCAAUAGGCCGGGGGCUCAAUCGGCCGGGGGCCUGGGGGCUCAAUAGGCCGGGGGCUCAAUGGGCGGGGGGGGGGCAAUGGGACUGGUUUUGUGUAAAUAAACCUUUUGUAACUAA
This is a messenger RNA of Xenopus tropicalis (tropical clawed frog), 1046 nucleotides long. RefSeq names its product IMP4, U3 small nucleolar ribonucleoprotein (gene imp4). Gene Ontology annotation, molecular function: rRNA primary transcript binding; rRNA binding. Lineage: Eukaryota; Metazoa; Chordata; Amphibia; Anura; Pipidae. Gene Ontology annotation, cellular component: nucleoplasm; nucleolus; Mpp10 complex. The record is from RefSeq and is marked provisional. Gene Ontology annotation, biological process: rRNA processing; ribosomal small subunit biogenesis; RNA folding.